Molecule: messenger RNA, 516 nt
Organism: Aphanomyces invadans
Lineage: Eukaryota; Oomycota; Saprolegniomycetes; Saprolegniales; Verrucalvaceae
Exons: 2
Coding region: 1-516 (171 amino acids)
Source: RefSeq, a predicted model, not a curated record
AUGGAUGCCCUGGACGCGAAAGAAGAGACCCCACGAGGACUGAAUGUCGUGGGUGGGAGGAAGACGACCCUUGGGCCAGUGGGGCCAUGGGGCUCUGACCGAGAAACAAGACAAAACCGGGAUGGCGAGGUCCCGGACGACAAUAACAGCGCCAACGAAGGCGAGGGAGCGACGCGCUUCCUGUCGACUGUUGUUCCCGCAAAAGAGAUGACUAACCCGGCCGUCUCUGUGGUGUCGACAGCGAUGGACCCGGCGUCGCCGGCCGUAUUCUCGAUGGAGCAGAUCGAAGCGAUACAAACCGGUGACUGGGAGGGCAUACCAGACUCCAAGCAUGUGGAUGUUGAGGAACGGCUCUACCCGCUGUCCGCCGCAGACAUUGAACGACAAGUCAAGGAAUUGCGCGCUCUGCGCUGGGACGUGACCCACCAAGAAAUAGUGGACCUCAUCACGGCGACCCUGCAGCGACCUUUGACCAAAAGCGACGAAAUGGUUCAGGGACGCCUUGAAAACGUGUGA